AUGCCGCCGCCGUCGUCGAACAAAAAGAAGUCCAAGAAGGACAAGAAGGACAGGAAGCAUCGGAAGGAGGGCGGCGGCGGCCACCGCGGGUCCGGGAUCGACGCGCUCGUCGAGAGCGGGAACGAGCACAUCGCGCUGGACCGCGUGGAGGAGGGGCUCGCCGACUUGCGCAAGGCGCAUCAACUCGCGCCGGACAGCGCGGACGCCGCGGAGGCGUACGGCAUGGCGCUCGCGGAGUACGGAGACGGCGCGACGGCGGUCAUGAUUCUGAAGAGAGCCGCGAUGCUCCGACCGAACGAAGGCUACGAGAAGUUCAUGUACCUCGGGCAGCUCAUCGAAGACGGCGUCGCGGCCGCGACGUGCACGCGUCAGGCGCGUCCCAUCUCGCGCCGGUCCCCAUACAGACGACCGCGUCGGCGCGGUGAACGCCGUUCCUUAAGGACUUUCCCCGGCGGCCUCAACGUCAUCGAAUUCCAAGCCGCGCACGGCGACGAGGACGCGUCGGAACGCAUGGGCGGCGCGUGCUGCGCGCUCGCGGAGCAGCUCAUGGCGACGACCGACGACGUGCGCGAGGUCGCGGACGAGUGCGACGCGCUGCUGCGGAGAGCCGCGGAGUGCGACCCGAGGAGCGCGGAGCCGCUGCAGGUGAUGGCGUCGUUGCGCGCGGCGCAGGGGCGGACGGAGGAGGCGCUGGAGGCGCUGAGGCAGUCCAUCGCGCAGGUCCGUCCGUCCGUCCGUCGCGUUCUCCGUCCAGUCCACCACCACACGUUCUGCCACGUCAUCUCAUCUCGUCGAAUGAAAACGAUUCGAAUUCGAACCGCCGCCACGUCCGCGCGUGCUGACCAAUGGAUUCGCCGAUCGUAUCCCUCCUCGCAGUGGCGCGGCGCGCGCGACGCGCAAGACGAGGAGGACAACGAGUUCCUCGGAGAAUACGACGUCUCGUUCGAGUUCAGGUUCGAGACCGCGAAGCUGCUCCUCGAGCUCGACACGAGCACGGACGAGGCGAUCGACGUUCUGGAGGAACUCUUAGAGGAGAGGGACGACGUCGUGGACGUGUGGCACCUCUUGGCGCUCGCGAACCACGGAUGCUGCGCGUUCGACAAGGCGCUGGAACAUUUGGACCACGCGGAGGAGCUCCUGAGGCGGCGGGGCGGCGACGAGAUGGCGGAGGCGGACAUGGCGGAGCUGCGCGCCGCGAUCGUGGACUCGAAGGGGAAGUGGAACGAGGAAGGGCUCGGCGAGGACAGGGGCGAGGAGGAGGAGGAGGAGGAGGACGACGACGACGAGUCGGACUGA
Micromonas pusilla CCMP1545 is the source of this 1296-nucleotide messenger RNA. RefSeq lists its product as uncharacterized. Bases 1 to 1296 code for a protein of 431 amino acids. The record is from RefSeq and is a predicted model, not a curated record. Gene Ontology annotation, molecular function: protein binding. The transcript has 4 exons. Lineage: Eukaryota; Viridiplantae; Chlorophyta; Mamiellophyceae; Mamiellales; Mamiellaceae.